Uloborus diversus is the source of this 824-nucleotide messenger RNA. RefSeq lists its product as uncharacterized. NCBI's taxonomy places the organism in Eukaryota, Metazoa, Arthropoda, Arachnida, Araneae, Uloboridae. The record is from RefSeq and is a predicted model, not a curated record. Bases 1 to 648 code for a protein of 215 amino acids. The transcript is spliced from 3 exons.
AUGAUAUCUCACUUAGAGUAUAAUGCCUACAAAGAGCACUUUCUAGGACUAUACUUAGAGCAACGGUUGUUUCCGUUCGCGAGCAAGGGCAUGUACCAGAUAUCAUUGGUACUGCUAGCAUGUGGAGCUCUGCUUCUGUUGACUUCUUUGGUCGAAGUCGAUGCCCAGUGGCCAGGUGCUGGGGGAAUGGGUAACGCAGGUGGUGGAGCAGGAGGCCAAAUGGGAGGCGGAUUCGGAUUCGGAGGGAAUGCAGGAGCAGGAGCUGGUGGACAAGGAGGUGGAAAAGGCGGAGCCGGAGCAGGGGGUGGAGCCAACGCCGGAAUGAACUUUGGAAUGAAUGCCGGAGCUGGUGGAGGAGCAGGUGCAGGUGGUGGAGGAGGAGGAGGUGGCAACGGAGGAGCAGGAGCCGGAGCAGGUGGUAACGCUGGAAUGGGAUUCGGAUUCGGAGGGAAUGCUGGAGCCGGUGCUGGUGGAGGAGGAGGAGCGGGAGGUGAAGGAGGAGCAGGGGCAGGAGCAGAUGCUGGUAUGAAUUUUGGGUUUGGAGCUAGUGGGAAUGCUGGAGCUGGUGCUGGAGGAAAUGCAGGAGGUGAAGCGGAGGCAGAAGCAGCAGAAGAAGCGGAGCAAGAGACAGAAGCAGAAAGAAAAUAAGAAACUGCAUAUUUUUGCAGAGAUAGGCAAUGUUUUUUACAAAAGCUUUUAGCUGUAUUCUAUAUAUGCACAAUCAUGGGUGAUAAUUUAUUGGAUAGGAGUGUUUAUAGCACAUUUGUCAAGCUAUGAGAAAAAGGAGACUUGAAGCACAAGAAUAGUUUUCUUUUAUGUAUAUA